Molecule: messenger RNA, 1506 nt
Organism: Lonchura striata (white-rumped munia)
Lineage: Eukaryota; Metazoa; Chordata; Aves; Passeriformes; Estrildidae
Gene: MEIOB
Product: meiosis specific with OB-fold
Biological process (GO): resolution of meiotic recombination intermediates
Molecular function (GO): single-stranded DNA 3'-5' DNA exonuclease activity; single-stranded DNA binding
Source: RefSeq, a predicted model, not a curated record
AUGGCUCAUUCUCGUUCAGCACGGGACUUUGUUGCACUUUCAGAUCUGCAUCCAAACCUUGCUCGUCCUAAUGUAAUCGGGGUGGUUAUUGGGAAAACAGAUGUCAGAAGCUUUCCAGACCGAAAAAACAUUGGCACUGAGAGAUACACCUUCGGUUUUACCAUUCGUGACUCCCCAACUUACUUCAUUAAUGUCCAGUCCUGGGGCAGAGAAGAGUACAUCAGAUCCCUCUCAGAAAGCUUCAGAGUUGGUGACUGUGUUACAAUUGAAAAUCCUUUAAUUCAGUCAAAGGAAGCAGAAAGAGAAGAAAAAUUCAACCCUGUAACUCCUAGUGCCUACAAAUUAUUGCUCAGUGAAAAUCACUCUGUGGUUAAAACCUCUUCCUGCUACGACACAGACACCAGGCUCCUGGCUCUGCUGCACCUGCCUGUCAAGGACCCUCAGGAUUAUUAUUCCCUGGGGGACAUCGUGGCAAAUGGACAAAGCCUCCAUGGGAGAGUCCUCAAUGUGCUGGCAGCUGUGAAGGCAGUUGGGGAGCCAAAGUAUUUUAUGACUUCAGACAAAAGGAAAGGCCAGAGGUGUGAAGUAAAGCUGUAUGAUGAAACAGAGAGGUCUUUCCCAAUAGUAUGCUGGGAUAAUGAAUCCAUCCAGCUGGCACAGAGUUGGAUUCCCCAAGAAACAGUUAUAUUUGCAUCGGAUGUGAGAAUCAAUUUUGACAAAUUUAGGAACUGCAUGACUGCAACUGUGAUAUCCAAAACCAUCAUUACAACUAACCCAGAAACAGCAGAAGCAAAUGUUCUGUUCAGUUUCAUCAAAGAGAGUGCCCAGGCAGGAGCUCUGCCCAGCCCGGUGAAGGAGCUGCCAAAUGAAACCAUUAACUUGGAGGCUGUAGUGGAUGUCUACACAGUGGAACAGCUGAAAGAAAAAGCUCUCCAGAGUGAUGGGAAGCUGCAGCCUCUCCAUGGAAUUAUUUAUGGCUACAUUUCCACCCUGGACAUCGACGAGAACGUGUCCAGAGUCCUGCGCAACAGAUGCUCAGUCUGCAAGUUCAUUGUGAAUGAAGCGUCCAACACCUGCACCUUCUGCAGUGACAUCUCUCCAGAGGCCAAGUCCACCUUUUCCAGCUUUGACAUCCUGGUGGAUGUGACAGACCACACAGGCACCCUGCACUCCUGCUACCUGUCUGACACUGUCGCUGAGGAAACCCUGGGCUGCACAGUCCAUGAAUUCCUCAUGCUGGAAGAAAACCAGAAGACUGCACUGAAAUGGCAACUCCUCUUGGAACGAAGCAAGAUUUACUUCAAAGUUACUUCAUCACCCAAUUGGAGAACUGGAUUAAAAGUGAAUCUUCUUUCCUGCAAACUGGCAGAUCCCAUAGAGGCGAGUCAGAGCUUGUUGGGAAGAGACUGGAAUUAUUAAUACAUGCUAGGAAAGGCUUCCUUCACUCUGUUGUUAGAGAUGCAAUUCUGCUGCUGUUGGGUUUUGACAAGUCUGUUCUGAUGGUAA